Molecule: messenger RNA, 1053 nt
Organism: Penicillium arizonense
Lineage: Eukaryota; Fungi; Ascomycota; Eurotiomycetes; Eurotiales; Aspergillaceae
Exons: 2
Coding region: 1-1053 (350 amino acids)
Source: RefSeq, a predicted model, not a curated record
AUGCCUUCACCUCGAGUAGCGGCAAUUUUCUUAUCGCCGCUCGCAAAGGCGCCCUCAUCUCAAACAUACACCCACACCCUCUCAACCCAACCCCUCCGACCACGGCCAAAUCAACCCCAAAACCACCACCAACAAACCAACCGCCUCUCAAAACCCCAGAUACACAACUUCACAACAAGUAACCCCCGCCAAGCCCGCGAACCGAACUUCUACGAAAUCCUCGACGUCCCAAUAACCUCAACACCAGCUGAGAUCAAAAAACAAUUCUACGCCCUCUCCCUCCGCCACCACCCAGACCGCAACAGAUCAGACCCAGACGCCAGCCAACGCUUCGCCCGAAUCUCAGCAGCCUACAGUGUCCUAAGCAACGCCCAAAAACGCGCAACCUACGACCGCGACCACGGUCUGCACGCACCGCCAUCCUACAACCCCUCUUCCUCCUCCUCACCGGGCCAUACACACGCCCACCCAAUGGGCAGCCAUAGCAGCUACGCCGGGUCCCGGCCUGCGAGCGGGCUAAGUAAGCGCCGCGGCGCUUUCCAUGGGCCGCCGCCUAGUUUCUAUGAUCAGGGUGGGUAUGGGGCUACGGGAAGGCAGGGGGAGGGGUAUUCGCCUGGGAAGGCUGGGUCUGGUGCUGGAGCUGGAGCUGGAGGGUUUGCAUCGAGUGCUGGAUUCGGUGAUGGUUCUGGGACUGGUGCAGGUAGGAAAGACGCUGAUCCGGAGGAUUGGGUUGGGUUUAUUAAUCGGAAUCCGUUACAUCAUUUCAAUGCGCGGGGACAUUUCCGGACGCAGGCUGCUGAGGAUCAGCGGCGGAGGGAGAGGAGGACCCGAGCUGGUCGCGCGGCUGCGCAGAAGCAUGCUGCUGAGUCUGGGGCGAGGGCUGGGUUUGGUGGUGGUGGGGAUGAUACGUUCGCCAGGUUUUUGAUUGUUUCAGGGGUUUUGGUUGUUGCUGGGGGUAUAUCUGGGUUGUUUAAGUGGCCCGCGGCGACGCCUACUGCUGCUGAUGUUGUUGAACGGGGGAAGGUUAGGAGGCGGAAGGAGGCGCUCCCUUGA